AUGGCAUCUCUACUUCCUCGUUCCGACAACACAAAAGGCCGCAUCGAUGGCAAGGUCUGGGACAUGAUCUUCAUCGACACGAAAACCAAGAAGGCCAAGAAGAAGGACACAGUCACCGCUGAGCCUAUUGACCUGGUUACAGCCCAGGACCUUGACAUCCGCACCUGGUCUUCUGGUGAUCGCAAGCUACUUGUGUCCAAGGGUGACCGCGUCAAUAUCCUUAUCGGUGACACGCAGCUCGUUACGAUCUCAAAGCCGCUACUUCGGGCAACUUCACCGAUCGCCAAAGACAUCCUCAAGGACGGCACGAUUGAGUUAGCAGAAGAUACUGACAAGGAUGGCGUCUGUCGCUUAGUGGAAUAUCUUGAAAGCAUCAUCCAGGCUGACAAGACACUGCCUCCCUUCCCCCGCCAUUUGUCAAUGACUGCGUCGCUGGGCGUGUGCGCUGCCGCUUCUGCUCUUGGGAUGGAGAAGUACGUGGUUCAUCUGUACAAGAAGUGCGAGGCUCUUCUACGACAGGACUUGCCUGCGUACGAAGACAUCGACGCCAUCAUUGCGUUCAAGGACGCGCACUUUCGUUUAUUCAAAUUCGUCGUGCAGGGCCUCGCCAUGCAUGUCUUUGAAGGAACGGUACCAGAUCCCGAGGACUUCGCUCUUUAUCUCGCGCAGAACCCUGUUCUUGAUUCAGAGAUCAGGAAGGCUAUUGGAAAGCGCGAGUAUGAAUUCCGAAAGGCGGCGCGGCUGGAGAAGCGCCGUAUCCAGCAGGACAAGGCUCGAGAGUUCUACGAGGCAAGCGUGAAGGAGAAUGCCGAACAGGAGGCCAAUAAACUGGCGGAGGAGAAGGCGUUCUUUGAUGCCAAGGCAAAGAAGGAAGCAGAGCUAGAGAAAUCGGUCCAGGAGAAGAUGAGGGCUAGUGACCCGAAGAAGCGGAAGUUCACUCCAGAGGAGAUUGCACAUUACCGCCGCCGAUACAACGCGAAGCCGCCUAAAGGUUGCUAA
This is a messenger RNA of Alternaria arborescens, 999 nucleotides long. RefSeq lists its product as hypothetical. The transcript has a single exon. NCBI's taxonomy places the organism in Eukaryota, Fungi, Ascomycota, Dothideomycetes, Pleosporales, Pleosporaceae. The record is from RefSeq and is a predicted model, not a curated record. The coding region runs from base 1 to 999 and encodes 332 amino acids.